Molecule: messenger RNA, 2601 nt
Organism: Vollenhovia emeryi
Lineage: Eukaryota; Metazoa; Arthropoda; Insecta; Hymenoptera; Formicidae
Gene: ergic53
Product: protein ERGIC-53
Exons: 10
Coding region: 41-1525 (494 amino acids)
Biological process (GO): endoplasmic reticulum to Golgi vesicle-mediated transport; endoplasmic reticulum organization; Golgi organization
Cellular component (GO): endoplasmic reticulum-Golgi intermediate compartment; COPII-coated ER to Golgi transport vesicle; Golgi membrane
Molecular function (GO): D-mannose binding
Source: RefSeq, a predicted model, not a curated record
CUCCGACCGAGACCCCGGUCCGGUCCGUCGGUCAGUCGAAAUGAAGAUGGCCGCCGAGGUGAGGUGGCUCCUCGUUUUUCUCGUGUCGUGCGGCGUGUCGUCGUGCCGCGGCGAGGCGCCGCAUCGGAAAUUCGAGUACAAGUACUCGUUCAAGCCACCGUACCUCGCGCAGAAGGACGGUAGCGUACCGUUCUGGGAGUACGGCGGAAAUGCCAUUGCUAGUUCAGAAAAUGUUAGAGUAGCACCGUCGCUUAGAAGUCAAAAAGGUGCAAUAUGGGUGAAACAGCCAACGAGUUUCGACUGGUGGGAGGUAGAAUUAGUAUUCCGAAUAAGCGGACGUGGAAGGAUAGGGGCGGAUGGUUUGGCAUUCUGGUACACGAACAGCAAAGGAUCCUACAACGGCACGGUUUUCGGCAGCUCGGAUCUUUGGACGGGCCUGGGAGUCAUGUUCGACUCGUUCGAUAACGACAAUAAGCACAAUAAUCCGUACAUCAUGGCGGUUGUCAAUGACGGCACAAAGGUCUUCGAUCAUGUGAAUGACGGCUCUACGCAGCAAUUGGCGGGCUGUUUGCGUGACUUCCGCAACAAACCUUUUGCCACGCGAGCGCGGAUAGAGUAUUACAUGAAUACCUUAACCCUGCUGUUCCAUAACGGUAUGACGAACAACGAGCAAGAUUACGAUAUCUGCUUCCGAGUUGACAACGUUGUGUUACCGAAACAUGGAUAUUUUGGAAUUUCCGCUGCUACCGGUGGCCUGGCUGAUGACCAUGACAUCUUAUAUUUCCUUACUACCUCUCUGUAUCCUCCCGGACAGCUACCAGUGGAUGGGAGUAAAGUUCCUACAGAGGAACAAGCCAAACUACAGCAGGAAUACUUAGACUACCAAAAGAAGCUCGAUGAACAAAAAGAGGAAUAUCGCAAGGAGCAUCCAGAGCUUCAGCAGAAAGAAUUUGAAGAAUACUAUGAAUCGGAGAAUCAAAGGGAAUUACGACAGAUAUUUACUGGGCAAAGUCAGAUGUUUGAGGGAUUGCGUGAACUUCACAAAAAAUUAGAUGAGGUUAUUGGAAGACAAGAGAGAACCUUGGGUUUAAUAUCUCAGAUCGGACAAGGAGGUGUACAAGUUGCGGGUCAGCCAGGGCAACAGCCGGUGCUGAUCGACACUAUACGUCGGCAAGAAGUCGACGCUGUGCUGAGUAAUCAAAAUAUCAUAUUAAAUAUGGCCAGGGAAAUUAAAUCCUUCGUUGGAGAUGUUCAUUCCAAGACGGAAUCAAUUCUUAACAAUCAAGCGCGCGCUCCAACUGCACAGGUGCAGCCGAUGGGUUACGAUUAUCAGUCGUUUAUGACGGAGAUGCGAGAUGGACUUAACACGUUAAAGAAGGAUAUGAAGAUCACAGGAAACACAGAUUGUCCUAAUUGUUUAACAACUGGCAUAUUCUUGCUAUUCAUCGUGGUGCAGAUGCUAAUACUAUUGGUGUACAGUUUUUAUCGAGACAAUAAGGAGGCACAGAUGAAGAAACUCUACUGAUGUACGUCGCUUACAUCGACGAAUUUAUACAAUGCAUUCUCGUUUGUAUUCUAAUUCGAUAUUUUUAUUACUCGUUAUUCGUAUCCGCGAGGUAUACGUGUCUCUCGACAUUUGUAUAAUAAAUCCUUGGUCUGAUAGAUCGACGUGAAAGCAUCCGUCGGAUAUCGCCUCACGAUGACACAAGGACAUCUCUCAGCGAAAUAACUCGCUCAUUUUAAAUAAUGUUUUAAAUAUCCAAAUCCGGCAGCCAUCUCCAUCACGGUACAUUGUGUAUUACGUUGCGCAAUCUAUGUUACAGUUGUCGUAUAUUGACAAAACGUGAGCGUGAGGUUUAGACGAUGAUUUAAGUUAAAGUUUACUCACGGAUUAGUUGACCUGGAAUUGGGAGUUAUUAAAGAUGUCUCACGAUCUUUUUUCAUGUAUCGUUAUAUGUAUAAUAUAUAGUUUUUUACUCGUCAGUCGUCGCAAACAUAUUUAUCGUUACGCACACGUUUUUUUUGUGAAUUUUUCCAUUUACGAUCGUUGUAUUAGUGAUAAUUGCAACGGCAAUGCGGCUUUCCGUGUAAAUUUUUGUAUGAUAUUUUGUAUCACGCAUUUAGUACAUGAAUAUACAAUUACUUUAUUCGUAAGAAUUGUCACUCUUUCGUCACGCAUCGAGGUCGUCGGCAUUCCGCUGUGAACUGCGGCGUUGGCGCACGAAGAGAUAAUUAUCACAUGAUGCGUCUUACAACCGUUAUGUAAUAGUGACGAUUUUCAAUGUCACUCAGCAUUCCAUUGGAGACUACUGUAGUUCGGAGUAACGUGCGUUUGUGUACUACAGCCUAUCCUGUUGUGUAAACAUGAUUGUGUGCAGUGAGAUAGCGUUUUUUGGAACACGAUAAAAGACUCCCAGUAGAAUGUGUGUACGUGUGUAAAGUGCAUGUAGAGCUGCGAUAGCGAACGGGAGCGAGGUGGAAAGAUUUCGAAGUUCAUUAUUUCCCCGCAUCAUUGCAUUUGUAAAAGUUUAUUGAAUAUUGUAGUCAUACGAGAAAAUAUAUCUGACAAAAAAAUACAAAGAGGGUGGAAACCGAGAGAAA